Molecule: messenger RNA, 5015 nt
Organism: Gadus chalcogrammus (walleye pollock)
Lineage: Eukaryota; Metazoa; Chordata; Actinopteri; Gadiformes; Gadidae
Product: mothers against decapentaplegic homolog 4-like
Exons: 10
Coding region: 474-2006 (510 amino acids)
Biological process (GO): regulation of transcription by RNA polymerase II; SMAD protein signal transduction; cell differentiation
Cellular component (GO): heteromeric SMAD protein complex
Molecular function (GO): RNA polymerase II cis-regulatory region sequence-specific DNA binding; I-SMAD binding; DNA-binding transcription factor activity, RNA polymerase II-specific
Source: RefSeq, a predicted model, not a curated record
GCCUAGUAAUGCCACAAUCUGUCGCUCCACGUUGCCCAUGCGCAGCUCGCCAUUGUCGGAAUCUGUAGUACCCCAAGUGUCAGCAAAGCAAUUUCAAACACACAAAUCGUUAAUGUUAUGCCUUGUCUGGUUACGUUCCCACAACAGUUUUGAGGAUGUACGAGUUCCGUUCUGUGGCACUUAAUUUUUCUUCAAGUUGCCGACUGGAGAAUGUGUGUGGAUAACGCCAGAGACACAACCUGCGUGAUCUGACAACACACCCCAGCGUCGGCCGCGAGCGCACGACAAACUACCGCCAUCUGGCACCUGGCCAGCGAUGAGUGCAUCGUUUUUUAGAAAACCACCACGUUCACCGAAAUGCCAGUCAACUCCCCGUGUUCAUCAACUGAUGCCUGAUUGCCUAAACAGGCGAAAUAUAUGUCAAUAGUCAUCCAUUCUCUUCAGUAUAGAGCUACGGCUGCGAAAAGGUCAACAUGUCCAUCACCAACACACCUACAAGCAAUGAUGCCUGCUUGAGCAUCGUGCACAGCCUGAUGUGCCAUAGGCAGGGAGGUGAAAGCGAGACAUUUGCUAAGCGAGCCAUCGAGAGCCUGGUUAAGAAACUGAAGGAGAAGAAGGAUGAGCUGGACUCCCUUAUCACAGCCAUCACCACGAAUGGCGCACACCCUAGCAAGUGUGUUACGAUCCAACGGACACUCGAUGGACGGCUUCAGGUGGCUGGACGUAAAGGAUUCCCGCAUGUGAUCUACGCCAGGUUGUGGCGAUGGCCCGACCUGCACAAGAAUGAGCUGAAGCACGUCAAAUACUGUCAGUUUGCCUUUGACCUCAAGUGCGACAAUGUCUGCGUGAACCCCUAUCACUAUGAGAGGGUGGUCUCCCCGGGCAUAGACUUAUCAGGGCUGACUCUGACCAGCUCUGGCCCCAGCUCAGGGCUCAUGGUUAAAGAUGAGUAUGACUUUGAUUCUCCGCCCAGUUUGCCCUCCAUGGAGGGGGGACAUUCCCUCCAGACCAUCCAACACCCCCCCUCCGGUAGCCGCCCGGGCCCCUCCGAGGCCUUCGGCUCCCCGGCUCUGCUCCCCAUGUCCGAGGCCUCAACCUCCGCUUCGUCCUCCUUCCCCGCCAUCGCUGCUGGAGCCGGGAAUGCAAACGCCAGCUGGCCUCGGAACAGCAGCUUCCCAAACAACAUGCCCCCCCACCAUACCAAUGGCCACCUCCAGCACCACCCCCCUAUGUCGCAUCCCGGGCCCUACUGGCCAGUGCAUAAUGAGCUAGCCUUCCAGCCUCCCAUAUCCAACCACCCAGCCCCUGACUACUGGUGCUCCAUCGCCUACUUUGAGAUGGACGUGCAGGUGGGGGAGACGUUCAAGGUGCCCUCCUCCUGCCCCGUGGUGACGGUAGACGGCUACGUGGACCCCUCCGGUGGGGACCGCUUCUGCCUGGGCCAGCUCAGCAACGUCCACCGGACCGAGGCCAUCGAGAGAGCCAGGCUCCACAUCGGUAAGGGAGUGCAGCUGGAGUGUAAAGGCGAAGGGGACGUCUGGGUGCGCUGCCUUAGCGACCACGCCGUGUUUGUGCAGAGCUACUACCUGGACCGAGAGGCGGGGCGCGCCCCCGGGGACGCAGUGCACAAGAUCUACCCCAGCGCCUACAUCAAGGUAUUCGACCUGCGCCAGUGCCACAGGCAGAUGCAGCAGCAGGCCGCUACAGCGCAGGCCGCUGCCGCCGCCCAGGCCGCCGCCGUGGCCGGAAACAUCCCGGGGCCUGGGUCGGUCGGAGGGAUCGCCCCCGCCAUCAGUCUGUCGGCGGCAGCAGGGAUCGGGGUGGACGACCUGCGGCGCCUCUGCAUCCUCCGGAUGAGCUUCGUGAAGGGCUGGGGCCCCGACUACCCGCGGCAGAGCAUCAAGGAGACCCCGUGCUGGAUCGAGAUCCACCUGCACCGGGCCCUGCAGCUGCUGGACGAGGUGCUGCACACCAUGCCCAUCGCUGACCCACAACCCCUGGACUGAGACCCACAACACACGCUCAUACACACACACACACAACCGCAGUGGUCUACAAAAGAACCUUAGUUUUCUUUUUGUAUAAAGGACUCUCUUUUGAGAGGGAUAUGCCAGGGGCCCCUUGAACAGUAUGAGUCGUGCUGUCACACUACAGAACCCACCGCCUCGCAACGGUCGACGGAGAGGCUUUUCUUUGUCCUAAUUCUUUCUUUGGGACUAACCCUUUUUCUUAGGAGAGCAGAGAAACAGAGAAACUUGAGCCAUGGGCAAAAGACGUACAUGUGAAAAUUUACAUUUAUUUUUGAUAGAUGUCGACGGGAAUGCUAAACUUGACAAACUAAAUUAGCUCCGGCUGUAGUACAGCCUACGGACUUCCUUAAAUUUGGAUAGUGAAUUAAAAAGAAUGAAACGGUGUGGGUUCCUGGAUGUAACUAUAUCUAGUUCAUCUUGACAAUCAGUAUUCACAGGACCAGACGAGGAAGACUUCCUCAUUCUGGUCAUAGCCAGUUGACGGCAGCCGGUCCAAGUGGGAUCAGGGAGCAAUCAGGAGUCCUAGAGCCAUCUUGUAGUUGAUUGAGUUCAUGUUAGCUUCUCCCGGUCUGCUAACAUACAAUCAUCUCACUGCUUUUAGCUCUAGGCCGAGGUCGGAUUAUUCAAAACUGUAAAUGGUCAUUGUUUUAAACCUGGUAGUUUGGAAAUAUUAUUUGAACUGAAUCCUGCAAUGUCAGAGUCCCAAUAUGUGGUUAUUAGAUGAAAUGCUGAAGCCAGACACAAAGUUUAAUGAGUGACUUAUCCCAAGCAUUUUUUUUUUUUUUUAUCGAUCACCAUUACAUCAACUCGUUUGGAUGAACAAUUGCGAGGAAAUGGGUGUAGAAGUGUCCUGACAUUACUGUUGAUCGCAGUUUCUCUUUGGCUCUAAUUAGCCAUAAUUUAGGCCUAUGAGAAGAGCGGUUGCUAUAAACUAUGUUACGGAGAUUGCACUGUCGCUGUGAUGAUAUUUAGUCUUUCUUCAAAUCAGUAACCCCUUCACAUUGGUUUGUAUAAAGAUUUAUACUGCUUCCGCUUAUUUUCUUUGGCUAUAUUAAAGGUGAACAAUCCCAUCUAUUUGAAAUUGGGCAAUAAUCAGAUUUUAAACAAUGCUAAAUGAAUAAUGGUGUAGGGGAAUUGUGUUAAACCAUUUUCUUUUUUACACACUAAGAAAUGCCACAAAACCAAUUUGCUUACUGAAUGUUACUGAUGUAGGCUGUUGAUCUUGCCCAUCAACCAGUUAGUGCACUGAAGUUGUCCAAUAGAACUGGAUUUUAACAUUAGAAUGUUAUUUAAGGAUAUUGAUAUUUUAAUUUGAUAUUUGCCUCUGUAUAGGUAUUAUCCUGGUCUACUGAUAAAUAUAAAACACAUGAUGACGGUGGUUUCCCAGCACACCAGUUACACUAAUUUGGGUUUUGUUUUUGGCACUUUAUUUUCUUUGUUUUAAAAUCUUUAACUUUCAGUAUUUCCUCUUGAGGAAAAUAAACUAAGGAUCUAGGUUUUAGUUCAGUAACUAAAAAUGCUAAACGUAUGCAGAUAUAUGACACUAGCGACACCUUCAUCCGGGUUUCAGCCUUUCAGCAGAUGGAUUUACAUUUUCACCUUUUUUAUUUUAGUUUCUGAGUAGCUUUUUUUUCCCCCCAUGUAAAUAACCUGUUUCUUGUAAAUAUUUGCAUGAAAUUAUACAAUAUGUUCUGAACAUCUUGUAUGCCAAACCCCAGGCCACUGACGGUACCAUUAAUCAACCAGGUGUAACAAUGAAAAGUGUCUCGACUGUAUUCCUGGUUGUACCUUCCCGUCCCGAUUAAACAAACUGUUUCUACUGCAGUUUUUUUGUGAUCACCUGCUGCCUUGAUUCUAUUGGUCAGUAUACCAGGCUCGUAAAUAAACCAUGAAUUGCAAGUCAUUCUGAUCCAUGAGCUGUAUUAACUACUUUGAUUCUGCAGUUUAAUUAAAUAAUUUGGUUAUAUGGUCAGAUUUGGUUAUGCACAUGUAUGUUGGGGAAUCUUUUUGGCCAUUGAACUUUCCUUAAUAUUUUUGUUGGCAGCUUGCAAUGGUGUGGUGGACUUGGAAUCAAAGGAUUAAGACAACAAUUUACAUUUUGCUCUGUGUAAUGAUGCAUUGAAGAAGCAACAAAACAGGAUUUUUUGGGAUAACAUUUGCUGGAUGAAAUUAUCAGAUAUCUGAUAUUGGACUCUGAAGUUGACAGGUUUGGUAUAACGUGCCGAUAUAAAAUGGGAGCCUCUACAAACAGCCUUGUGGUGACUGGCCUAUUGCAGAAAUUAGUUGAACUGUAUUUCUUAUGUGAGAAACUCCUGAAUAAAAAUGGCUUGAUAUUCUACAUUGUGAUCCUUCAAUUAUCUUCCAAAUGAAUACAAGUUAAUCGGUUUCCCAUUCUGCCAUGCAGAUAUUGUGAUGUAUGUUACCAUUCUUUUAUCUUUUUAUUUUAUCCAAAAGGACCAGUGCUGCUUCUACUAUAUCAAAGCACACAUCAGAAGACCUUUUCACAGUGGAGUCAUGGUAGGAUAAACACAGGUCAUUUGUAACACCAUUAUGGGUCUGCUACUUCUAUGUAGCAGAGCAAGGGCAGACUGACCUCAACUCCUUUACUAUCUUGGCCUGCUACAUAAAAAGAGUAGCCCCAUAUUAAGCGUAAUGAGUGACUUCUGUUUAUCCUACAGAGAUACCAAAGUGAAAAGGGUCUUGGAGUCAAUACAAAAAAGUUUUGUCAUAAGAAAAGUAGUAUAAAUCCAACUUUGAAAGGGCCUACAUGAGUGCUCUUUGGCAAAGCCAAAGCUGACAUGUACCGGUUCUUUAAGAUGAACACCCCUCUUGUUAAUCCGAGGGCAGCUAGGCUCCAGAUUUGCUCCGAUCCAUUUGACAGUGUGUUUAAAACAAUGCCUGAAAGCAUCAACUGAUCCUCUUUCACGGUUCACCGUUCAUCCCAUUUUUGCAGCCCCUCUAGCAAGCCUCCUAGUGACCAACCAG